Paramuricea clavata is the source of this 7595-nucleotide messenger RNA. The record is from the annotation of a GenBank genome assembly. NCBI's taxonomy places the organism in Eukaryota, Metazoa, Cnidaria, Anthozoa, Malacalcyonacea, Plexauridae.
AUGGCGGCCAUCGUAGACGAAGUGUCAACUAAUCCGUCUGUAUUUGGCGUCCAAAUUCAAGUGGUAAGUGCAUGCACAUACGCCAGUAUGUAACUACAUAUAUUAUAGAGUGUCGCUUUGCUUUCUUCAUCGUAUUUGUAUCUUGUUUAAGGCAGUAAAAAUGUCUAAAAAUGACUUUUUAAAGGGCGGUCAGAGUAAUCAACAACUUCGUAUAUUACGUGUGGUCGUAUUACAAGCGACGAAUUUGGCGAAGAAGGACGUUUUUGGAUUGAGGUAGGGCCGUGUUGUGGUUGCUAUGUUGCUGUGUUUAUUGUCGAUGUCAAAAAUUCGUCUUGUUUUUGUCCGAGACAUCACAUCAGCUUCCAUAUUUUUUUACAAAUAUUCCAAUCGUAUACUAGUACUAUUAGUCUAUUAGACGAUUGCACGAUCUAUAAAGCAUGAUAUAUAGAAAUUAAAAAUAAAUACCCUAUACCGCAGACUACGCUAUUAUAUGAAUAACAUAUCGGUUGGUUGAAUGUAUUAAUGAGUUUAUGAAGCCAAAAAAUCUAAGGAAUUUUCAACACUACCUAAUCAUCCAUUUGGAGUGUUAUAAUGUGCUCAAAAGUACAGCAAAACCUCAAUUUUUAACCUAAUGUUUCAUCUGAUAUUUCAAAAGUAGUUUUUGAAAAGGCAACAUAUAUGAAAAUGAAAUAGCGACAUUUAGUGAUCGUCUGAUUGACGGACAAUCGCCAUCUUUUGCCUUAUCGGUAGACAAUUGGAAUCGGUAGAAUUAUCUGUACUUCCGAUUGUCUAAAACCGAUUGUUGAGAAAAUGCGCACUGUAAACAUUAUAUGCAUUGCACGUUGCGUUUUAACGCAAUAUGUUAAUUAAAUAAAUGUGUGAAUUAGCAAGUCAUUUAUUAACAGUUUUAACGAUCUUUGGUUGCAGCUUGGAUAAUAAAAUAAAUGGAUAGGAAACUAGCUGACAUGACCUAAUGUUUUCAGUGGGCUGAUGGCGUGAUUGGAUGUUGAAACCUAGUUGCAAACCAAAUUCUCAAAAACGGCAUGUUUAGCAAUAAUACAGCUAAACAUUUUAGUCAAAGAGCAAAUGAAUAUAACUACGCCAUUCCACGAUGAAAUCUCUAAGUAUUCCCAGUCAAUUUUAGCAACUAUUUCAAGCACUAAACAGUGAAAAAGGCAUCCCAAAUUUCGUUAAAAUUGGGGACGCCAAUUUCGUAGCUACAAAUGUAAAAAAAUACAAAACAAAGACGAAAAACAUUUACCUCGAAUACUUUGUCGUGGCUUAGGCAUGUUUUUAAAACAAUUAGACCCGUUUAUGCUUCAAUAUUGCUCUUUUAAGGCGGAAAAUAUAGCGAAACAACAAAAAUGCAGAGAACUUUGGAAUACGCGUGACGUCACAGAUUGCAACUAGGUUGUUUUUGCUUACGUCAGCAAGAGUCCUAUCCAUUUAUUUUAUUAUCCAUGGUUGCAGUAACAUGUUACGUUGGGAAUUAUCGUUAAAAAAUUGUCAUGGAAGACAUCACCUUCACUCGGUCGACUGAUAUUAUGACAUCAUUGUAAAAUCGGUAUCAGGUAGAUUGUGGCAUGAAUAAUCGGUAAUCGGUAACUUCCGAUUGUUGCGCAAUCGGUCAAUCACUAUGAAAUAACAACAUUACAUAAAAAACCCAAUUUAGUUCUAAUGGUGACAUGGCAAAGGUGGAAAGCUCUCUUCAAAUUAGACUUUAGUUUACUGUCCGGUAGGCCUUGAAUUUCCCUAAAAUCAAUCAACGACAAUGGCGUUAAAAAUUGCCGUAGAACGUAACAGCUGUCUACCGCAAUUUUGGCAGUUUCCAUGGCAUUUUUUCAAAUUACUGUAAUAAAAAUUUAAUUUUAUUGUUAUUUAUUUGGAUAUUUGCUGACAAGCUAGAAACAUGUUUACAUAUUUCUUUAGUGUUUUUUUUUCUUCAAAGAAAAUCCAGACUAAAAUAGUAGUAGUUUACGCUUCACCUUGAUUUGAUCAGCAUCUGAAUUCAAGUAUCAAAAUAGUAAUGCACAGUGAAUAGUACAAAAAUUGCCGUUGUUGCCGCAAUGAUCCACGACAUUCUGUUCUCCCUCAACAGCAAUGGCCGCGAUAAAGUUCAAGCCCUGCCGUCCGGCCCUCACGUAGUCCAUUAUCCAUUAUGGUGUCUGAACCCAUUAUUUCAUGAAAUAGAUGCACUUUUCAAAUAUCUAUUCAACCAUGUUUUUAUGCAGAAAUGAAAGCCAGGAUAUUACCCUUGGUUAUCAUUUCUGUGUCUAGCUCAGCGGUUACUGUCGUAAAAGUGAACAAAAACAACAGUGCAUGCUCUUUCAUAAAAGUUUCAACAAUUUUAUUUCAAUUUUUACUUAGUAUUUAUGAAUAUGUAUUUCUUGAAUGAUAGAUUAUUAAUUAAAAAACUGUGGAUUUUCAUUAUUCUUACUCGUAAACUAAGGUCAAAUAAUGAAGACAACUUAGCAAUAACAGACAAAUUAUGCGGCCAGUUCCAGGAGAUGUGGGCGGAUGACAGGAAGAUUAAGUUUAAUUUGAAGUGGCCAAAACAAUGAUAAAAUUCCAAAAGCGACAUAGCAGUAUUCUCAAGCGCAACAUUAACUGUUUUGAAAAUCAGACAAGCGACAUAUUACCGUUUGCAUUCAGGCGUUACCCCAUGCUGUGAUAAAAAGUUAUUUCUGAGUUUUGCAACCAAAUUUGUCAUUGGGCAACUUACGUUUCACAUGUCAGAAUAGUUUUGACAUUGGGGGUGUAACUUUGCAUAUUCUCGAUAUGCGAAAAAUCGAGCAUCAACAUUUUUGAAAUAUCGAAUCUUCAGCCUAAUAAAUAAUCAGCCUAAAAAAUGUCGAAUCUUCAGCCUAAUAUUUAGUGUGAAUAUACCACAAGGAAAAUUUGGGUUCAAAAAUAUUAAUUCAUUAAUAGGCAAUUCCAGCUACAGACUAACUUUUGAUCUAGGCAAGAAGAACAAAAUCCAUCACCACAGCUAGAAAGAGCAUGUUAAAAUUAGUAAAAUUACGAAGUUUGGCCAUGAAAUGUUGUAAAAUGCGGAAAAUAUAGCCCUGCGAAAUUUGCAAAUUUUGUAUUAAUUUGUAUUAUGCACGGGAAUUUGCACUACUUUUGGUGAUAAUACAAAAUUUGAAAGUUUCGCAGGGCUAUAUUUUCCGCAUUGUAGAACAUUUUGCGGCCAAACUUUGCAAUUUUACUAAUUUUAACAUGCUCUUUCUAGCUGUGGAUUUUGUUCUUUUUGCCUAGACCAAAAUUUAGUCUAUAGCUAGAAUAAUCCAUUGUCUCUUCUCUUCCUUUAGUGACCCGUAUUGCAAAAUUGUUCUCAAGAAUGAAAGUGACGCGGUUAUUGAUAAUGUCAAAACGAACACAAUAAAAAAGGUACAUCACAAGAAGGAUCUAGAAUGCAAGCUGAUUGAAUUUCUAACCACAAUAAUACAGUGUGAGCUUUGGUUCACAAAAUGCUAGGGAGCGCCUGUUGUUAUAAAGAUAGAGCAAAUAAAUUAAAAAGGCCUGUUUAUACUAAUAUCCAGAGGGGCAAAUUGGGCCGAAAAUGGUAGCAAUUUUCGCACGCAAUACAAAAGUAUACAAAAUUUGCAAACUUCGCAAGGCUAUAUUUUCCGCAUUUCACAACAUUUCGCAACCAAACUUUGCAAUUUUACUGAUUUUAGUAUGCUCUUUCUAGCUGUGGUGAUUUAUUUGCAUCUCCUUGCCUAGUUUUAAAAUUAGUCUAUAAUGGCAGGUUUUUUUUCAGGAUUUUCUCUUGGGCCCGUUUUUGCAGAGAAGAUUGAGUUUAGCUGAACAGCUGGGGGCCCCCCCGGUAGGGUGGCUGACACUUGCACUCAAUAAAUGUAGUUGAGACGGAAUGUGUUAAAGCAGGGGCACUGAGGGACACUACGUGAGAUGCGAGAUGAAUUCCAUCCAUUUUUUCUUAAUUGUCGGGUUUCCAACUGAAAACUAAUUUCCACACGUCGCGAAUUUAACUCAGACAACUUCAUUUUUACUGCACUGAAACUUUGGUGAGAAGAUUGAGUUUCAAAACUCAAUUCAAGAUUGAGUUUUUGGGGCCGUUUAACGGCCCUAAAAAAUCCCUGAAAAAACCCCUGAAAAAACCCCUGAAUGGGAAUUGUCUAUUCGGCUUAGCUCUCAACUGCAAGUAAGGAUAAUUAACACACACCCCACAUACUUAUAUUACCUAAGCCUCGCUUGCAUAUGAUCGUUACGAUCGCUGUAAUCAUAUAUUACGAUCGCUAUAAAAAUUUACCAGUGACCUAACGAUCACGAUCGUUCGUUCAUUUCCAUAUGAAUGCUUCACGUUUUGCGCGCAUAUGAUGUGAGAGAGCUGGGGAAAAGUUUAUGGCGCGAAAGUUUGAAAAUGGCAGCAAUAAACUAGCGAUUGGUAUUGGAAGCUUGGUUCCUCAACAUAUUGGGAAUUUUUGGACGACGACAACAGAAGAAGCAGAAAUUACGGAGAAUUUUCCUUUCCAUAUGUUCGCUGGGAUCGUUACGAUUGCUGAGAUAGAAAUUUUUCUAUCUCAGCGAUCACGAUCGUUAUACUCGACUAGAAUGGACGUAUUACCUAAUGAACAAAAUUUUGAUCUAGACAAGUCUGUAGAGAAAUUUCACCACAGCUUGAAAGAGCAUCACAAAAUUAGUAAUAUUCCGAAGUUUCGUUGCGAAAUGUUGUAAAAUGCAGAUAAUAUAGCACUGCGAAGUUUGCCGUUUUUCAGUCAUUUUGUAUUACGCACGGGAAAUUGAUACAUUUUUUCAGAAAGUGGUAUCAUUUUCCCAUGCGUAAUUACAAAAUUCUGUUCAUUAGGUAAUACGUCCAUUGAUUUCCAUAUAGUCACUACAAUCGCUGGUACAUUUUUUCAGCAAUCGUAAUGAUUGAAGCGAUCGUAACGAUCAUAUGGGAACUGGACUUAACUCUAGCAUUUCAUGAACCAAAACACAGUUUCUCAAUUAAACAUUGUACAUUAUUUUAGACUCUAAAUCCAGAAUGGAAUCAGCAAUUUGAUUUUAGGGUAAGUAAUUGAUCCUUUACGAUUUGGUUUCACUGUUUGCCCGAUCUACAGGGUACUAAAGGGUUGGGUAAUAGAAAUUUAUUGUCAUUUCCAAAGCAUGACUCACUCAAAUAUUGAAGAGUAAAAAGCAAUGUAACAUUCGUAUGUCAAUACAAUGUUCGUAUGAUCUACCCAGCUGGUAAUUUUCAAUAUAAAAGUUUUUGUUCUUACCAUAUAUUUACUAUACAGGUUGAUCAGGGAAGCCAAAAGCUUUUAUUUGAAGUUUUUGAUGAGAAUAGACUGGUAAGAUAUUAUCGCUAAUAAGCAGUGUUUCAUGUUUUGCCCGAAAAAAUUGUUUUGCUUUGUUUAUUCUUGUUUUGAUUCUUUAUUAUAGGCCGUGGGCUGUUGUGCAAAAAAGUGCCUAGAAAAGCAAUUUCAUGGCACCCCCCUGGGAAAUAUAUUUUCUGUGGUUCAAUUCAUAUAGAACCAUAGACGCUUAAUUACCACAAAAAGUUCCCAAGCAAAAGACUUGCCCAACACCGAGAAAAUUGGGUGAUCAGUGAUUAUCCUCUAUUAAACUGUAUUACAGCAAGAAAAUGUGAAAUUUUGUAUUCAAUUAGAACAAAAAUGACUUGCGUCAUCAGAAAGCUUACAAAAACCUGCAUGUAAGACAUUUAAACAGUUUUUUUAUAUCUAAAUUUGUUUUCGAGUUAUACGCUGUCAAAAACGCGUUUUUGACCUAGUGCCCAGUCCUUAUUGCGACAUUUUGGUACAAUUUUCACAUUUAAAAUAGCAAUAACUCAAAGACUAUUUGAAAAAUCAAAAAACUGUUUAAAAGUCUUAUAUGCGGUUUUUUGUACGUUUUCCGAUGAUGCAAGUGAUUUUUAUUGUAAUUGAAUUAUAAAAUUUCCCACUUUUUGCUGUAAUACAAUUCAAUAGAGGAUAAUCAUUGAUCACCCAUUUUCUCGGUAUUGGGCAACUUUUUGCUUGGGAACUUUUUUUGGUAGUGAUGUACCUAUAUGCCUUUCAAAUAACCCCCCAGACCAAGUAUUUCCCACAUGGGUGCCACGAAGCGAAAUAAUUUUUGGCCAACAGCCCACGGCCUAUUAGUAAGUCAGCUGAAAUCUUCGUGAUUAACGCCUGUAUUCUAAAAGCACACUCACACUCAAUGCAUUAGUGGUGGUUCAAUCUGAGUUUCUCUUCAGUGUCACUGCUGUUUUUGAAUAGCUGGAGGGUUGGUGUCCUUCCUUACAAUGUGACUACUAACCCUCCAGCUAUUCAAAAACAGCAUUGACACUCAAGGGAAGCUCAGAUUGAACCUCCACUCAUUGAGUGUGAGUGAGCUUUUAGAAUACAGGUGUAAGUCUUCAAAUGACUUUGUUACAAGAUUAGAUUGUUGAUUAAUCAAUGGACGACUUGCGCUUUAGAAAAAAAUUUAAUCUGGGAAUAACAAAGGAUAUCUUCGGAAAGAAGUUAUCAAAAUUAGAAAAACGGCAAAGUUUGGUUGCGAAAUGUUGUAAAAUACGGAAAAUAUAGCCCUGCGAAGUUGGCAAAUUUGUACACAUUUCUAUUACGUGCGGAAAUUGGUAACUAAUUUAGUUACCAAUUCACGCACGUAAUACAAAAGUAUACAAAUUUGCCAACUUUGAAGGGCUAUAUUUUCCGUAUUUUACAACAUUUCGCAACCAAACUUUGUAAUAUUACUAAUUCCAAGACGCUCUUUCUAGCUGUGGUGAUAUAUUUCGUUGUUCUUACUUAAAUUGAAAUUUAGUCUAAAGCGCACGACGUCCAUUGUUUCUGCAAUCAUUUGCUUCAAAUUUUGUUAAUAUGUGAGGACAAAACAAAACUAUAGAUCGGAUGGCAAGUGAAUUUUAUUCCAGGCAACUAAUUAUGUUUUCAUAUCUAAUCGCAAGUGAUACAAAUAGUUACAGUAAGUUAUACACCACUGUUUUAUAUGGAUUGAAAACAGUACUCAAUAUCACAUUAAAAUCUACAUAUAGUUUGUUCGAUCUGUACACUACCACAAUACAAUUUUUCUUAUGUUUUAGACAAGAGAUGAUUUUCUUGGAAAAGUCGAUAUGCCACUUACUAAUAUUCCAGUAUGUUGUCAUUUUCAUAUCUGUGUGUGUGUGUGUGUGUGUGUGUGUGUGUGUGUGUGUGUUUGUCUGUGAAGCGAAGCAAGUAUUGAAUUCAUUAUUUAUUUUUAGACAAGACAGGAGAACAUGGAUAUCAUUCCUAAAGAAUAUAACCUAACCCGUAGAAGGUAGGUUGAAGCCCAUCGACUCGUUGUAACCAGAUUCCCGGCCGUGGUCCAGUCGAAUUUUCUGCGAGUGUUCGGUAUCAUAUGGAUAGAGCAGAAAUUGUAAUUUUACCUCAAAAAGUUGCCACAACAGCCUAUUUCAUCCAAGAGGAAUCAUUAGAGUUCAAAGUUAGAACUCUAAUCAGUUUUCCUUCUUGUUUGAUUGGGACAUUUAUCUUGAAAACGGAUGAUAAAUUAAGCGCAUGGUACAUUUUGAUAUUUCAGCGAGCGUUCCCGAGUGAAAGGAUCAUUGAAGUUAGUUUUAUAUUUUGAUGAUGGAAAUG